Camelina sativa (false flax) is the source of this 1817-nucleotide messenger RNA. Its product is annotated as O-fucosyltransferase 38. The record is from RefSeq and is a predicted model, not a curated record. Lineage: Eukaryota; Viridiplantae; Streptophyta; Magnoliopsida; Brassicales; Brassicaceae. Gene Ontology annotation, cellular component: nucleus; cytoplasm.
AGUAAAGAGACCGUUGUAGUCUUUGUAGAUCUGUCUUUGUUUGUUCAUCGGGGGGUGAGAUGGUGAAACACAGAAGCUCAUCUCGUUCGAUAGUCUCAUCUUUUUCUUUAACUAGACUCUUCUCUAUAAAAGCUAUAUCUCUCUACUUGAUCUUUAUCUUUGCUUUUACCAUCUGGGUUCUUGUCUUCAGCUCCACAAACAUACAAACCGACGAUGACCAACAUCAUCGGGAUCUAAUCGAUUCAGAAUCGAUUCCGCCACCGUAUUUGCCUCCUAGGAAGAAUUUGCAGAAAUCGAAUGAAAAUACUCAACUUUGGGAUCCUCCUUUCAGCUUUGGUUUGCAUCCAUGUGCCAAUCCUACUCCUAAAUACAAAGAAUUUUCAGAAUCAGAUCACUAUAUAACAGUGAGAAGUAAUGGUGGACUAAACCAAAUGCGCACUGGUAUAGCAGAUAUAGUGGCUGUUGCCCACAUCAUGAAUGCAACUUUAGUCAUUCCUGAGCUGGAUAAGCGUUCGUUUUGGCAAGAUUCAAGUGUCUUCUCAGAUAUUUUUGACGAGGAGCAUUUCAUCAAAUCCCUGAAGAGAGAUGUGAAGGUUAUUAAGAAGCUUCCAAAGGAAGUGGAAUCUCUACCUAGAGCAAGGAAACAUUUCACUUCUUGGUCUAGUGUUGGAUAUUAUGAAGAAAUGACACACUUGUGGAAGGACUACAAGGUCAUACAUGUCGCUAAAUCAGAUUCUCGUCUUGCAAAUAAUGACCUGCCUAUUGACAUUCAGAGAUUGAGAUGCCGUGUACUCUAUCGUGGUCUCCGCUUCUCUCCUCCCAUUGAAACUCUUGGACAGAAGCUGGUUGAGAGACUCAAGGCACGUGCUGGGAGAUACAUUGCAUUGCACCUGAGAUAUGAGAAAGACAUGUUGGCUUUCACUGGUUGUACCUAUGGUCUCACGGAUGCUGAGUCCGAAGAACUAAGAGUGAUGCGGGAAAGUACAAGCCAUUGGAAGAUCAAAAGUAUAAACUCAACAGAGCAGAGAGAGGAAGGCCUUUGUCCGUUGACUCCAAAAGAAGUGGGAAUAUUUCUGAAAGGUCUGGGAUAUCCUCAGUCAACAGUCAUUUAUAUUGCAGCAGGGGAUAUCUAUGGGGGUGAUGAUAGACUCUCUGAGCUUAAGUCGCGCUUCCCAAAUCUAGUUUUUAAGGAAACACUAGCUCUGAAAGGCGAGUUGAAAGGUUUCACAGGCCAUGCGACUAAAACGGCUGCUCUUGAUUAUAUAAUUUCAGUUGAGAGUGAUGUGUUUGUUCCUUCACAUUCUGGAAACAUGGCAAGAGCCGUUGAAGGUCACCGCAGAUUUCUAGGUCAUCGCAGGACUAUCACUCCAGACAGGAAAGGAUUAGUGAAACUCUUCAGUAAGAUGGAGAGAGGACAGUCAAGAGAGGGACCUAAGUUGUCCAAUCUUGUGAAGCAAAUGCUUCAAGACAGGCAAGGUGCACCGAGAAGAAGGAAAGGACCAACACAGGGGAUCAAAGGACGUGCGCGGUUUAGAACCGAAGAAGCCUUUUAUGAGAAUCCAUACCCAGAGUGUAUUUGCAGUUCAAAGCAGCACAGAGAACCCUAACUAAUAUAUUUCCAACUUUUUUUUUUUGGUUUCUUCAAAACAUUCAAUUUUUGUUCUGUAUCAUUAGAUGGGCAUAGCCACCGUAGGUAGAGUUACCACAUAUUUCUCAGAUUAAUCCUGGGACAUGUACGAGAUCAUGUAUUUUUACAAUUACAAUAGCCAUGGAAUUUUUCUUUGGCAUACAAAGAUUCAAAAAUUUCUUCCAGACUA